CUGAGUCUGUGUUUGAUGCAUUCCUGGCUGGAAGCUGGUGUCAUUUGUGUGUCAUACUACAGUUGGACUUCUGCAGUGUUAGUGAGCACUGUGUAAGCUAGGCCCAGUGGGCACUGGGUUUUCUGUGCUCCUCUUCACCUGGCAUCCAUGAGGACACGACUCACCUCGCCUCCCUGGAAGAUGGGAAAUGCUUCAGAGACAGCGCUGUUUGUCUCCACAGUCUCAAAGGAGCUUGACAUUCUCAUGGGCACUCUCUACAGCAUAUUUUGUGUUUUGUCUCUCCUGGGGAAUGGCAUCUUGCUGCUUGUGGCAUUUUGCCAUCGCUCAUUCUUGAAGCCAGCCGAGUUCUUCAUCAUUAACCUGUCAAUAAGCGACCUUGGAAUGACCCUGUCUUUAUUUCCUCUGGCUAUUCCCUCUGCAUUUGCUCACAAGUGGCUGUUUGAUGAGAUCACUUGCCGGGUCUACGCUAUGUGUGGUGUUCUGUUUGGUCUGUGCAGCCUAACAAGCCUUACAGCUCUGUCCUCUGUCUGUUGCCUUAAAGUCAGCCUCCCUAACUAUGGUAACAGGUUCUCUCCAUCCCAUGCCUGCGUCCUGCUAGUGGCUGUGUGGUUUUAUGCAGCAGUGUUUGCCAUCGGCCCCCUAGCACAGUGGGGACGCUACAGAGUCGAGCCUUAUGGCACCGCCUGCUGUAUUGACUGGCACGCACCCAACCACAAACUCUCUGCUCUGUCCUACAUCAUAUGCCUGUUCCUGUUCUGCUACAUCCUGCCCUGCACCGUCAUCUUCCUGUCAUACACCUUCAUCCUGCUGACUUUGCACAGCUCUCGCCGGGCCAUGCAGCAACACACGUCGCCCCAGACCAACACCACCGACGCACACAGCCUCAUUGUUAAGCUGUCAGUGGCAGUGUGCUUGGGAUUCCUCGGUGCAUGGAGCCCUUACGCCAUAGUGGCCAUGUGGGCGGCCUUCAGCGAUGCCAGCCUGGUGCCUCCAACUGCAUUUGCCCUGGCAGCCAUCUUGGCCAAAUCCUCCAUCAUCUACAACCCUACGGUCUACCUGCUAUGCAAACCCAACUUCCGCAAGUACUUGUGCAGAGACACGUCCAUGUUCUGCAGUAGGAUCUGCAGGGGCAGCACUCAGCCUGAACAGAAAGAUCUGAUUGGAUCUACGUCCCAGAGAAACAAGGACACGAGGGUCUCGACUUGCGUCUCAAAUGGACAGCCAGAGAGCCACAGGGUGGGUCUAAACUGUGUGGAGGAUCAAGCACACUGCCACACAGGAACCAAGUCCCAGGGAUACGAACAUCCUACACCUACAGCAAGGUGACUGUCACUCAACUCUCAGCCAAACGUCUCUAGUUGUGCAUCAAAUCGGCAUCCUACCGGGGGGGGUAUUGGAAAGGAUGGAAAAGAAUAAAUUAGUAAGAAGAAAAAUAGCAGAGGCUUAGUUUAUCAUAUAUUUUGAUCAGAAUUAGCCUUUUCAACAUAACAGUACAAUACAUCCUACCUGUGUAGAUACAGUCCCCAGCCUGUGCCAUCCCACCCACAUUACACAGCAGGUUUGUCUUUGUCAGCGCCUUCAUUUCUGACACACAUUACUCAACAACAACAGAAGAGCUUUCAGCUUCCUCUGAUCUGACCAAAAUUCCAGAAAAAGGGCCAAAGCUUCAUGGUUGGAUACUUUAUAAGAAAACAGUAUUUGACAUUUUGACGUAACAAAACAGCUUUAUCACUCAUUACCACAGAAGACCAGGGAAUAUUGCAACAAUACACUGAAUCAAGUUGAGUCCAAUGCCUUUCAUGUUGGACAAUGCAAACAAAAUAGAACAUUACAGUUUUCAAGUGUGGAAAUAUUUCAAUAUAUUUAUAAAAACAGAAUUGCAUUAGUGGAUCGAUCAAUGAGACUCACAUAGCAAGACAAUAUGAACCUUUUACAGCUAAUCAUGAACAUGUUUUAAUACUGUGGCAGUGUAAAAGAUGGUUAAAGAUUUACUGAAAUGUUUCCAAUGCUUUGCAGUAAUGUAUCCCUGUUUUUUCCUGCAGAACAUUGUUUUGUUGCACUGUAUAUCUUGAUGUAUAUAUGUAGUAAGUGAGGAUGUAUUAUCAUUUUGUUGUGCUAAGGUGCCCCAGAUGUGACAAAAAUAUUGUUGCCUCCCAUAACAUCACCCCAGGUUGUUG
Esox lucius (northern pike) is the source of this 2177-nucleotide messenger RNA. RefSeq names its product opsin-5. The coding region runs from base 148 to 1326 and encodes 392 amino acids. The record is from RefSeq and is a predicted model, not a curated record. Gene Ontology annotation, molecular function: G protein-coupled receptor activity. Lineage: Eukaryota; Metazoa; Chordata; Actinopteri; Esociformes; Esocidae. The transcript is spliced from 6 exons. Gene Ontology annotation, biological process: visual perception; G protein-coupled receptor signaling pathway. Gene Ontology annotation, cellular component: membrane.